AGUGUAAGAGCAGACAAUAAAAAAACAGGCUGAUGGAAGACUAGACAGAAUGGAAUACUUACGUUUACGAUGCGACCAGAGCACCGUUGCGUCGGCGGCGGAUGCGAGGAUAACCUAAAAACGGCCAUUUCCAGUCCAAAUUCACCGAAUCCCCGAGCGAGUCUCUUGCGGUUUACUUCGCACUGUACGGUACUACAACUCAAGCUGAUGCCGGACAGUGUCACGCAGGAGAGUGACAGUGUUGAUUUUGAAGAGCCCUCUCUUUUUCUAUAACAAAGCUGUGAUUAUAAAUAUUUCCAACAUGAAUAUCACUUCCGCAGCUGGUAUAAUAUCCUUGCUGGAUGAGCCGAUGCCAGAGCUGAAGGUCUUCGCCCUCAAAAAAUUGGAUAUGAUAGUUGAUGAAUUCUGGCCAGAAAUUUCGGAAGCAAUUACGAAAAUUGAAAUUCUCCAUGAGGAUAGAAACUUCAACCAUCAUGAACUUGCUGCUUUAGUGGCCAGCAAAGUCUAUUAUCACCUUGGAAGUUUUGAAGACUCGUUAACUUACGCUCUGGGUGCUGGGGAACUUUUUGAUGUCAAUGCUCGUAAUGAAUAUGUUGAUACAACUAUUGCAAAAUGCAUUGAUUUUUAUACUCAGCAACGAGUUCUUGAGGUUGAAAAAAAGUUACCCGCUAACCAUAAGGGAAUUGAUCCCAGAUUAGAGGGUAUUGUCAACCGAAUGUUUCAAAGAUGCUUAGAUGACAAUCAAUAUCGGCAAGCUUUGGGACUUGCUCUUGAAACUCGAAGAAUGGAUAUUUUUGAAGCAGCCAUUAUGCAAUCGGAUGAUGUCAGUGGCAUGCUAUCCUAUGCUUUCCAAGUUGUCAUGAGCCUCAUACAAAAUCGAGGAUUCAGAAAUACUGUACUUCGCUGUUUAGUUGGCUUAUAUAAAAAUUUAACUACUCCAGAUUAUGUCAGUAUGUGCCAAUGUCUUAUAUUUUUGGAUGACGCCUUAGCUGUAGCUGAACUUUUAGAUAGACUUAGUAAAGGUUCUCAAGACUGCACUCUUAUGGCUUAUCAAAUUGCAUUUGAUCUGUACGAGUCGGCGACGCAACAAUUUCUUGGCCGUGUAUUACAAGCUUUAAGAGCUACAGCACCUAUUCCAGGAGCCCUUAUGGUGAAGGCUAUUGUUAAGCCAACAUCCACACCAAUCACCUCUCAAGAAAAUGUGGAAGUACCAGUGGAGGCAGCAGACAACAGUACAACUGAUUCCAAAAAAGUUGAGAAAAAAGAAGAACGUAGUGUUGAAAGCUUGAAUGCUGAAGAGCGUGAGCAGCAAAAUCGCGUAGAUGCUUUAUCGAAAAUUCUGGGAGGCGAAAUUUCUAUUGAUUUGCAUUUACAAUUUUUGAUUCGCAGUAAUCAUACCGACAUGCUUAUUUUAAAAAAUACAAAAGAUGCUAUCAGAGUAUCGAUAUGCCACACAGCUACUGUCAUUGCUAAUGCAUUCAUGCAUUCAGGUACCACUAGUGAUCAGUUCUUGAGAGACAACUUGGAAUGGCUAGCUCGGGCUACAAAUUGGGCCAAGCUAACAGCUACUGCUUCUCUUGGUGUAAUUCAUAGAGGUCACGAACAAGAAGCUUUGGCCCUAAUGCAGUCAUACUUACCCAGAGAUACUGGAGCAGGUGCAGGAUACUCAGAAGGUGGCGGUUUAUAUGCCUUAGGUCUUAUUCACGCUAAUCACGGAGCAGCUAUUACUGAUUAUUUGUUAGGCCAACUAAAGGACGCACAAAAUGAGAUGGUCAGACAUGGAGGUUGCCUUGGUUUAGGUUUAGCUGCUAUGGGUUCUCAUAGGCAAGACGUCUACGAACAAUUGAAAUUCAAUCUCUAUCAAGACGAUGCAGUAACUGGAGAAGCUGCUGGCAUAGCUAUGGGAAUGGUGAUGUUGGGUUCAAAGCAGAGCCAAGCAAUUGAAGACAUGGUUGCGUAUGCUCAAGAAACGCAGCACGAAAAGAUUUUACGAGGUUUAGCUGUAGGAAUAGCUUUCACGAUGUACGGCCGACUUGAGGAAGCAGAUCCUCUCGUAAGUUCGCUCAGUGCUGACAAGGAUCCCAUACUUCGUAGAAGUGGAAUGUAUACAUUGGCGAUGGCUUAUUGCGGUACUGGAAAUAAUCAAGCUAUUCGGAAACUUCUACACGUUGCUGUAUCAGAUGUGAACGAUGACGUAAGACGUGCAGCUGUCACUGGUCUUGGAUUCCUGCUGUUCAGGAGUCCUGAACAAUGCCCAAGUGUGGUAUCGUUAUUGGCCGAAAGUUACAACCCUCACGUCCGGUACGGUGCUGCUAUGGCACUGGGUAUCGCAUGUGCAGGAACAGGGUUGAAAGAAGCAAUAAGUCUGCUAGACCCGAUGACUAACGAUCCGGUCAACUUCGUACGUCAAGGUGCACUCAUCGCUUCCGCUAUGAUUCUUAUUCAACAGACUGAGGCCACUUGUCCUAGAGUUAAGGACUUUAGAGCCCUUUAUGCUAAGGUCAUUAUUGACAAACACGAGGAUCACAUGGCUAAAUUUGGAGCCAUUCUUGCUCAGGGUAUUAUUGACGCAGGUGGACGUAACGUAACUGUUUCGCUCCAGUCCCGCACAGGUCAUACGAACAUGUUAGCAGUCGUCGGUGCUCUCGUAUUUACUCAGUAUUGGUACUGGUAUCCAUUGGCACAUUGUUUGGCAUUAGCUUUCACUCCAACGUGUUUGAUCGCUUUGAACGCUCAGUUGAAGAUGCCGAAGCUCGAAUUGAAAUCAAAUGCUAAACCAAGCACGUAUGCGUACCCAGCACCUCUUGAAGAGAAGAAACGCGAGGAACGCGAAAAGGUGACCACCGCAGUUCUCAGCAUAGCUGCAAGAGCUAGGAGGCGAGAGUCCGAACGCCGUGCUCGCGAUUCUCACGAGAAAAUGGAUGUGGACCCACCUACUGCUUCGGAAAGCAAAGAUACUGUGGAAGUUAAAGAUGAAAAGAAGCCGAAAGAGAAAGAUGAGAAAGACAGCAAGGACAAGAAAAAGGAAGAUGGUGCUGACAAAAAUGAAAAAGAGAAGGAAAGAGAGAAGAAGGAGGUAGAGCCUAGUUAUGAGAUUCUUCAAAAUCCGGCACGAGUUUUACGACAGCAACUGAAAGUCCUUACGCUGGUUGAAGACAGUGUUUAUAAACCAGUGAAAGAUUUACAAAUUGGCGGUAUUGUCAUGGUCAAGCAUGCUCAAGCUGACAAGGAGGAAGAGUUGGUUGAACCAGUGGCCGCUUUUGGUCCUAAACCUGAUGAAGAAAAGGAAACUGAAGCUCCGGAGCCAUUUGAAUUUAACGAGGAAUAAAAACUCGUACUUUCUAGGCUAUAAACAUCUACAAUAUCAUUGUUUAUUUUAUACUGUAAAAUUUAUUCAACGCACUAUACAAUAAUGAAUAAAUCGAUUUGCAAUGCGAUCUUCUA
Nasonia vitripennis (jewel wasp) is the source of this 3444-nucleotide messenger RNA. It is a transcript of the gene Rpn2, whose product is annotated as 26S proteasome non-ATPase regulatory subunit 1. Lineage: Eukaryota; Metazoa; Arthropoda; Insecta; Hymenoptera; Pteromalidae. Gene Ontology annotation, biological process: regulation of protein catabolic process; proteasome-mediated ubiquitin-dependent protein catabolic process. Gene Ontology annotation, molecular function: enzyme regulator activity. The transcript has 14 exons. The coding region runs from base 302 to 3328 and encodes 1008 amino acids. Gene Ontology annotation, cellular component: proteasome storage granule; proteasome complex; nucleus. The record is from RefSeq and is a predicted model, not a curated record.